Molecule: messenger RNA, 1302 nt
Organism: Symbiodinium sp. CCMP2592
Lineage: Eukaryota; Dinophyceae; Suessiales; Symbiodiniaceae
Source: the annotation of a GenBank genome assembly
AUGACGAAGACGCCAAGAUCCAUCGACCUCUUCUCCAAGGUUGGCAUGGAGUCGCUGUCCGACGCAGCCGCCUGUGUCAUUCAGCAGACGUUCUAUGCCCUGCAGAGUGGGCAGCGCUGCAGGCAAGCGAUGGGAUGUGCAAAGACCCUCGUGGCCGAAAUUGUGAACACUGCCGCCGAGUCCGUAGCCCUCCGGAGCGCCGCAGCGCCCAAGAUCCAAAAGGUCUUCCGAGGCUUUAGCGUACGGAAGAACAAUGUCCUGCAAAAGCGAUGGGAGCUUCAUUUCAGCGCGAAGAUCGCUCCGAUCCUUGCUGUCCAGCGGUGCGCCAAAAAGUUCACCGAGACCAAAUGGCUUCAGCGCUUCAUCCGGGAUUGCUCCACUCACACAGCGGCUGCCAAGAUUCAAGCGCGGUGGCGCGGGAUCUGGGCCAGAAAGCACGCUGCUCGCCUAGCCGAAGAGGCAGUUUGGCCCGUCAAGGGAUGGUUCGAGUACACCGGGAUGGGACGCGACUGUGUUCAAGUGAACGUGAAGUUCUUCCCCAAUCCGGGGUUCGAUGCAUAUCGGCACUUCCGGCAGUAUGGGCGAAACCAGAGUCUCCUGGAGCGCCUUCAUGAGAUGCAGGCCGAGAUUGACAGCUGCAUCCGGAUGUACAUGGGCCCCGAGGAGUUCGCAAGGAUGGAGGCCCGUCAAGCAGCUGCCGCUGCUGCGGAGACCGCAGCGGCGGAUGCAGCGAGGGAGCAACGCGAGGCCGCCGAUAUGGCGCGGGCCGACGACGAGUCGCGAAGUGUGGAAGAUGCAGUGCGUUCAGAGGAGGAGGCUCGCGAGGCAGCUGCCGAGGCUGAGCGCCAGCGCCUGGCUGAGGAGGCGGCGCGGAGAGAAGAGGAGGAGAGCAUCAGCAAAGUCAACGAGGCCUUGGCGAACUUCGAGGCAGCUGCUGAGGAGGCGGCCAUGGCAGAGGUCGCAGAGCAAGAGGCAACAUCGUCAGCGACCGGCGAGGCAGUAGAGGGCGAGGCUCCUCCAGCUUCCACUGCUGAAGCUACGCAGCAGGCGCCGACAGCAGAAGCCUCCGCCGAUCAGGACGUUGGAGACCAGCCGGCGACGUCUGCAGCAGCGACUUCUGCAACAAAGGUUCCUCGAGCCUCCAUUGCUGAAGCUGUCGAGGGGCUGGCGGCGGAAACGACAGCCGAUCAGGCGGCCUCGGCGGCUGAAAAGACCCUGGAGCUUGCGAAGGAGGGCAGAGAAGAUGAAGGCGAGGGGGUAGGGGAUAAAAGGUUCCUCAAAUUCAGGAUCAGGAUGUCUUGA